AUCCUCCCUGGGGCUGAGUGGAAACUCAGGUGUGUAGGCUUUUGCAGGACAGGCACAAAUGCUACUGAAAUGCAAAUUUGGAAAAGAUCUGGCCUUGGACUGGAAUCCUGGGCCAGGACCCCUAUACUGAGUCUCUUCAGCACCCUCUAGCCCUAUAGGAGGUGCUCAUGUCAUUCAAGACUCACUGGCCAAUCAGAGACUUCAGGCGGACCUGCCAGUCAGAAGAAGAGGAGGGUUUUUCCGGGUGCCAAACUGCAGGUUCCGCUCAAAAGCUGAGCAGGUCUGGAUGGUUCGGUGAGACAUUCUGUGAACGCUGAUGCCAUGACGGGAGCUCUGGCGCUGAGAAGUUGCGACAUGGUGAGCCGCAGGGUCACUGCUUACAACGGAGAGGAGCAGACGGCUGAGCAGCUGGAGCUGAAUACAGUGACCUAUGAUGAUGUGCAUGUGAACUUUACUCAAGAAGAAUGGGCUUUGCUGGAUCCUUCCCAAAAGAGUCUCUACAAAGAUGUGAUGCUGGAGACCUACAGGAACCUCAGUGCUAUAGGCUACAGUUGGGAAGACCAUAAUAUUGAAGAACAUUCUCAAAGUUCUAGAAGACAUGGAAGGCAUGAAAGAAGUCAUACUGGAGAGAAACCCUAUGAAGUUAUUCAAUAUGGUGAAGACUUUACACAUCACAGUGGUCUGCAGAUGCAUAAAAGGAAACAUACGGGAGAGAAACCCUACAAAUGUAAUCAAUGUGAUAAAGCCUUUUCACAACAUAGUCAUCUCCGAAUACAUAAAAGAACACAUACUGGAGAGAAACCCUACAAAUGUAAUCAAUGUGGCAAAACCUUUGCAUAUCAUGGUUAUCUUCAGAUACAUAAAAGAAUGCAUACUGGAGAGAAACCCUACAAAUGUAAUCAAUGUGAUAAAGCCUUUUCACAACACAGUCAUCUCCGAAUACAUAAAAGAACACAUACUGGAGAGAAACCCUAUGAAUGUAAACAUUGUGGUAAAGCCUUUGCAUGUCUCAGUCAUCUUCAAAGGCAUGAAAGAAUUCAUGCUGGAGAGAAACCCUAUGAAUGUAAUCAGUGUGCUAAAACUUUUUCACAACACAGUUCUCUCCAAAUACAUAAAAGAACACAUACCGGAGAGAAACCCUAUGAAUGUAGACAUUGUGGUAAAGCCUUUGCUUAUCGUGGUCAACUUCAUAUACAUAAAAGAACACAUACUGAAGAGAAACCCCAUGAACAUAUUCAAUAUGGUGAAGCCUUGACACAUUACAGUAUUCUCCAAAUACAUAACAGAACACAUUCUGGAGAGAAACUCUAUGAAUGUAAUCAAUGUGGUAAAGUGUUUGCAUGUCACAGUCAUCUUCAAAUACAUAAAAGAACACAUACUGGAGAGAAACCUUACAAAUGUGAUCAAUGUGAUAAAGCCUUUUCACAACACAGUUAUCUCCAAAUACAUAACAGAACACAUACUGGAGAGAAACCCUAUGAAUGUAAUCAAUGUGGUAAAACCUUUGCAUAUCAUGGUUAUCUUCAAGUACAUAGAAGAACACAUACUGGAGAGAAACCCUAUGAAUGCAUUCAAUGUGGUAAAGCCUUUGCAUGUCACAGUAGUCUCCGAAUACAUAAAAGAACACAUACUGGAGAGAAACCAUACAAAUGUGAUCAAUGUAGUAAAGCCUUUGCAUUUCUCAGUAGUCUCCGACAACAUAAAAGAACACAUACUGGAGAGAAACCUUAUAAAUGUAACCAAUGUGAUAAAGCCUUUUCACAACACAGUUAUCUCCGAAUACAUGAAAAAACACAUACUGGAGAGAAACCUUAUAAAUGUAACCAAUGUGGUAAAACCUUUGCACAUCAUGGGCAACUUCAAAGACAUGAAAGAUUUCAUAUUGGAGAGAAACCUUACAAAUGUAAUCAUUGUGAUAAGGCCUUUUUACAACACAGUUGUCUCCAAAUACAUAAAAGAACACAUACUGGAGAGAAACCCUACGAAUGUAAUCAGUGUGGUAAAGCCUUUGCAUAUCAUGAUUAUCUUCAAAUACAUAAAAGAACACAUACUGGGGAGAAACCCUAUGAAUGUAUUCAAUGUGGUAAAGCCUUUGCAUAUCACGGUUAUCUUCAAGUACAUAAAAGAACACAUACUGGAGAGAAACCCUACAAAUGUAAUCAAUGUGAUAAAGCCUUUUCACAUCACAAAAGUCUCCAAAUACAUAAAAGAAUACAUAAUGGAGAGAAACCCUAUGAAUAUAACCAAUGUAGUAAAGCUUUUGUAUGUCACAGUGAUAUUCAAAGACAUGUAAGAAAUCAUACUGGAAAGAAACACUAUGAAUGUAUUUAACAUGGUUAAGCCUUUGCACAUUAUAGUCUUCAUUAUCACAAAAGUAUUCAUACUGGAGAGAAACCCUAUGAAUGUAAGCAAUGUUGUAAAGCCUUUGCCCUUUACAGUUAUCUCCAAAUGCAGAAAAGAACACACACUGGAGGGAAACCUUAUGAAUGUACUCAAUGCCUUUGUGUUAUGAGGUCUGCUUAGGAUGUGUAGGUGUGCCUUUUCUGUUGUGUAAUAAAACAAUGUCUAAGGCAAUGUAUAAAAGUUUAAUUUGGCUUAUGGUUCCAGAGGGACAUAGGAUCAUUAUGAAAUUGGCAUCACAAAUGUCGUACAUGGCAGCUAAAGUGGGAAGCCCACAUUCUCAACCUGCAGCAUGAAGCAGAGAGUGGGAACUAGAAAUGCUGUAUGGAUGUAAACACUCAAGCCCACCCCAAGUGACAUAUUUCCUCCAGCAAGGCAACAUUUCCUAAAUCUCCCCAAAUGAUACCACCAAUUGAAAAUGAUUGGUUUCUCUCAAAUGCUUACAUGCUUGUUUUCUGUAAGAUGAACCAGUUCAUGAUGAAGAAAAACUGUAGGUAAGCCUUUAGAUUCCUCAACACUUGAGUUAUAGAAAUAAAUGCUUAGAAUAAAUGCAAGAAAAACA
This is a messenger RNA of Meriones unguiculatus (Mongolian gerbil), 2962 nucleotides long. Its product is annotated as zinc finger protein 431-like. The coding region runs from base 322 to 2331 and encodes 669 amino acids. Lineage: Eukaryota; Metazoa; Chordata; Mammalia; Rodentia; Muridae. The transcript has 4 exons. Gene Ontology annotation, biological process: negative regulation of transcription by RNA polymerase II. The record is from RefSeq and is a predicted model, not a curated record. Gene Ontology annotation, molecular function: DNA-binding transcription repressor activity, RNA polymerase II-specific.